This is a messenger RNA of Vavraia culicis subsp. floridensis, 2307 nucleotides long. RefSeq lists its product as uncharacterized. Gene Ontology annotation, molecular function: ubiquitin protein ligase binding. Bases 1 to 2307 code for a protein of 768 amino acids. Gene Ontology annotation, biological process: protein ubiquitination. Gene Ontology annotation, cellular component: cullin-RING ubiquitin ligase complex. The transcript has a single exon. The record is from RefSeq and is a predicted model, not a curated record. Lineage: Eukaryota; Fungi; Microsporidia; Pleistophoridae.
AUGGACAUCCCAAAAAACAAAUGCAACCUGUCAGUCCUGAAGGACCAGAUAAUACGGCUGGCACGUAACAAAACGAUAUCUGCCGUGAAUUUGUACGACAGUAUUUUUGGAUUGAACGGGUGUUUGGAUGCGGUCAGGGAUACGGUGGUUGGUGGUGUUGUGGAGGAGUGUUUGUGGUGGUAUGGGCGUAUUGUUGAUGGGUAUGAGGGGCAUGUGGAGGAAUGUGGGUGUGUGGAGGGGGGUAGUGAUGACGGUAUAGAUGGUGAUGGGGUAGUGAUUGACAGCAGGGAUGGCAGCAGGGAUGGCAUCAACACGGUAAAGGAAAUUAACACAGGAACUAGUACGGUAAAUGGUAGCAGUGCUAGCGUGCCUUUUGGUGCAGCGCACCCCAACGCUGCUCCUUUUGACGACCGUGCAAUUGAACGGCUGCCACCCGGUCCGUACAUAAACACGUGCACCGCUUCUCCCGCUGUUCUCAAGGAAUUGAUCCGCAGAUACGCGCACUACUUCGAUGCAUUCAGCUCAUUUAUCUCGAACCUUUCAGACCUGUGCUUUCUGCUCAACACGGAGCGCUGGGAUGUGUACGAGAUGGGCAUGGACAUGUGGCACGCGCACGUGCUCGACCGGCUGGUGCACUUCGGUGAUGCGGUGUGCACCACCGUGCACGUAUCGGACAGUGCACCAGAUCACAACGAUACACACGCUCUCGUGCACGUGUUGCACGCAUUCAUGCGCAUAAAAGUGGAGCACUCCACUUAUUACGCAUUAACAUACGAGCAUGCACUGUUCAUGCGCAUUAAUGCGCUGUACACUCGCGUGGCACUCACGUCCAACUAUGCGCAUGAAGCGCAACGUAUAAUAACGCAUGAGAUGGCGAACAGGACGUGUUACAUGCUGCCCGUUUCAUUCCCAGCACACAACCAGGCACUCAUCAGCCACUUCGUGCUGCCGUACUCCGCCCACAUAAUUGAGCAAUGCAUUCGGUACUUUGAUGAUUACCGAACGAUAUACGAGCUGAACGAUGGGCGCACGAAUGCGCUCUUUGAGCGUGGAAUGGCCGCGUACUUACGGAGCGUGCGUAUCGAUGCGUUGUGCAUAAAUGAGCAGUUUGAGCGCAUGAUUGCUCAUUUUUGGGACAGGACGGGUGUACGGACUGUUGUUGAGAGGUACAGGAUCGUGGUGGUGGAGAGGAACUGCAAUGUUGAGAGGAUGGUGCGAUGGAUUGAUGGGCUGGUGGACGGACGGGUGGAGAAGGAGGUGCUCUUGGAUGGUGCUGUGAGUGAUGAUGAGCUUGGGUUUGUGGGUGACGGAUCAGGACCGGAUGGUAUCACCGGCAUGAACAACCACGUAGACACCAAUGACAUGUGCAUAAACAGCAGGAUAAAUGCAAAUAGUACGUGCAUAAAUAACGAGAUACGUGCAAAUGCAGGCGAUGCCAAGCCGUUCCAUCCCACCAUUCUGCAGCCUUUCCUCAAAAUAAUGCCAUACACCAACACGGACGCCUUCAUCCACUACUACGAGAAGAAAAUGAUGAACCGUUUGCUAUCGCACGUUGUGAACGUGAGCAGAGAGCGUGAAGUAAUGGAGCAGCUCAAGGCGUACUUUAUGCCCAACCUGUUCAGGAAGUGCGAACACAUGCUGGGCGAUUUGAUACGUAGCUAUGGUUUGAUGGAGGAGUAUGAGCGUGGGAAUGAAUACGUAGCGGGUAGAAAUGCGUAUAAGAGGUUAUAUGUGGGGGCAAUACCAAAUACUGAUAGUAUAGUUAUGCAUAAACAGAAUAAUAGUGAUAAUAAGGUUGUGCAUGGACAAGAUAAGAGUGAUAAUAAGGUUGUGCAUAAACAGAAUAAUAGUAAUAAUAAGGAUGUGCAUAAACAGAAUAAGAAUGAUAAUAAGGUUGUGCAUGACUCAUCAAUCAACACGAUAGUACUUAAGCAACCGAUACACCACAGAAUACUUACAAGUCAUAUGUGGCCGUUCACACCACGAGGUAUAAAAUACCCCCCGCUACACGAGCUGUCAGCCUUCAAAGCGUUCUACUCCGCAAUGCAUAACACGCAUAAACUGGUUUAUGAUUACGAGCUGAGCACGAUGGACGUGCGCAUUGGCAGCGUUGUAAUGCGCAUAAAUUUGGUGAUGUUUGCAGUGUUGAAGAAGGGGCAGGGACGUGUGAGCGAGUUGGUAAGUAUGAUGGGGGACAGGGAGUGCGUGCUUGAUAAUGUGGGUAGGAUGGCAGAGGAAGGUGUUAUUGUAUUGGAUGGGGAUGAUUAUGUGGUGAGUGAGUGGUUGUGUAAUGGAGGGGUGUGGUAA